Cannabis sativa is the source of this 1515-nucleotide messenger RNA. RefSeq names its product shikimate kinase, chloroplastic. Gene Ontology annotation, molecular function: shikimate kinase activity. The coding region runs from base 333 to 1238 and encodes 301 amino acids. The transcript has 11 exons. Lineage: Eukaryota; Viridiplantae; Streptophyta; Magnoliopsida; Rosales; Cannabaceae. Gene Ontology annotation, cellular component: chloroplast. The record is from RefSeq and is a predicted model, not a curated record.
UUUUUUACUUGUGUGUAUUUUGUUUGUUCACGUAUCAUCACUCAGCAAUAAUUAUUGUUUCAACUAUAAUAUUUCACCUAAUCAGUAAUCACAAUCGCAUUACGAAGCACAACAGUACAAUAGAAGCAUAAGUGUACUAUAUUAGAUUUAUAAAUACUUAAGAGAAGACCAUAAAUUUAUAGUCUUUCCUUCAAAAAACAAAAAAAAAAACAAUUACAUUUUCUUUAUUGUUCUCUUUCUAUCCUCCUCUCAUUCUGAGAAUAAAGAGAAGGAAGGCGAAAAACAGGAUUUGGCUGUAAAUUAUUGCAAGUAUUUUUCCGAUUAAGGUGAGAAUGGAGGCUCUAGUACCACAAACGGUACAAUUUACCAACUGGAUUUACUCCGACAAGGUUACGAAUAGACCAGGCAGGUCGUUCCCUGUUUCUCAGACGCUGAAGGACCGGAAAAGGUUUCCGGUGCUUGUUUCAGCUCGAUUUCCGGCUAACGGAGCUUCGAAUCGGCGUAGAAAUGUGGAUAUGGAAGUUUCAUGCUCUUACAAGAGCGUUCCAGGUUCAGUUGUGGAAUCUGGAAACAAUCAGGCUCCAUUUGAUGAAUCUCUACUUUUAAAGGUUAAGUCAGAAAAGAUUAAGCCAUAUUUAGAGGGGCGCUGUAUAUAUUUAGUCGGAAUGAUGGGCUCUGGGAAAACAACUGUAGGAAAGAUUUUGUCACAAGCGCUUGGAUAUUCAUUUUCCGAUUGCGACACUUUGAUAGAGCAGGAAGCUGAUGGAAUUUCGGUGGCCGAAAUUUUUAAGCUCCAUGGAGAGGGCUUCUUCAGAGAUAAGGAGACGGAAGUACUGCGUCAGCUCUCAUUAAUGCGCUGUGUUGUUGUUUCUACUGGUGGAGGUGCAGUUGUUCGUAAUAUCAACUGGAAAUAUAUGCAGAAAGGUAUUACUGUUUGGCUGGAUGUGCCUUUGGACGCAUUGGCUCAAAGAAUUUCUGCUGUUGGAACUGGUUCACGUCCCCUUCUGCCUAAUGAAUCAGGCGAUAUUUACUCCAAGACUUUCAUGCGCUUGUCUAGUCUUUUUGAACUGAGGGGUGAAUCAUAUGCAAAUGCCAAUGCAAGAGUUUCUUUGGAAAAUAUUGCAGCCAAAUUAGGUGAAAGAGAUGUAUCUAAUCUCACACCCACUGUUAUUGCAAUUGAGGCACUCGAACAAAUUGAAGUCUUUUUGAAGGAAAAGGAAGGUCAUAAUGAAUUAUGAGUCAUCUAGUUUUGACAUGCGUGGCAUUGUAUUUGUGUUAUUUUCUUUUUCUUUGUUAUUGCUCUUCUUAGUUUCGUUUAGUGUAAAGCAUAGCUAUGUUAACAAUUUUUGUGAGGGAACAUAGCUUAUUGUAUUCAUGUAAACUGUAUCUAUGGUGUCCGUCACAUAAAAUAAAUUAUUGUAAGAUAUCAACUGUGUGUGAAGGUACUGUUUUGUAUAAAUGUUUUUCUGUAACGAACUGAAUGUGAUUUUACUAAUGUCUUAAUUUUGGGAUUAA